Molecule: messenger RNA, 2132 nt
Organism: Oncorhynchus nerka (sockeye salmon)
Lineage: Eukaryota; Metazoa; Chordata; Actinopteri; Salmoniformes; Salmonidae
Product: complement C1q tumor necrosis factor-related protein 4-like
Exons: 2
Coding region: 85-1173 (362 amino acids)
Molecular function (GO): protein binding
Source: RefSeq, a predicted model, not a curated record
CAAAGACAGUUCCUGGUGCAGAAGCUCUUUUGGAGAACUUUGAGCAUUUCUCUCCUACAGCACAGUCUACUACACAGAGGAAAUAUGACUACACCAGCUAACCGUCUCCUGAUUGGCCUGAUGUGUCAGGUAACCUGCACGUGGGCCUUCGCUCGCCUGCCCGAGGAUGCAGAACUGCGUUCUGCCUUUUCAGUGGCACGCACCAGCAGCAUGGAGGGUGGACCAAAGAUGGUGGUGACCUUUGACAAGGAGUAUGUUAACAUCGGUGGGGACUUUGAUCCAAAGGCAGGCAUGUUCCGCUGCCGCAUCCCCGGAGCAUACUACUUCUCCUUCACAGUGGGGAAGUUCCCCAGUCGUGACCUGUCAGUCAUGCUAAUGAAGAACAGGAAUGAGGUGCAGGCAAUUGUGUAUGAUGAGAAUGCGGGAGAGGAGCGUAAGGUGCAGAGCCAAAGUGCCAUGCUGCAGCUGGACUUUGGUGACACAGUCUGGCUCCGCCUUCACGGUGAUCCCCGCUAUGCCAUCUACAGCAACACAGGUCACUACACCACAUUUAAUGGCUACCUAAUCUACCCUGACACCUACACCUUCCAAGACCGCAAGCACGAGGACCCAACUCCCAUGUAUGGAAACGAGGCGAAUGCCAAUGACCACACCCUAACAGACCAGGAUGGGCUGAGAGAAAGGGACAACGUAGAGAAGAGAGAGGAGGUAGAGGAUAAAGAGGAGGACCAGAGGUCAGCCUUCUCCGUUGGCCGCACUCAGAGCAUCGUAGGGGUGGACCAGGGCUUCACAGAACACCGUCCUAUCUCCUUUGACACAGACUUUGUCAACAUUGGCGCUGACUUUAACGUCACCGAAGGUGUAUUCACCUGCCGUAUUCCAGGAGCCUACUUCUUCUCCUUCAAUGCUGGCAAGCUUCCCCACAAAACCCUGUCAAUCAAGCUGAUGAAGAACCACCUGGAGGUGCAGGCCAUGAUCUACGAUGACAGUGACACUGAGAAGGCUCUGCAGAGCCAAAGUCUGAUGCUGUCUCUGCGCCGUGGUGAUAUCGUCUGGCUUUAUAGCCACCAGCGCGAUGGCUUUGGAGCAUACAGCAACCAUGCCAAGUAUAUAACCUUCACUGGCUUCCUGGUCUAUCCAGAAAUACAAAAACUAGCCACCAAUCAGCAGUAACAGCAGAGCCGGAAGCCAUAAGGGACAGUGUCAAGAACACAGUUGGCUGUGGACCUACUACACUCAAUUAUUCUAUGUCCAGCUAAUUCUUUCAAUGGGUUUACUUUGUCAAACUCCAACUUGCAGUCUUGAAUUAAUGAAGAUGUUACUACAUACUAGCAUUUUUGCUAUUUUCAGGAUAUGAUGUCUCAGUUAAUACUUAUCUGGAUUUUUUAACAUACCUUUAUCAAUGUCUUGAAAGGCAUUGUCAAAUAAUGGGGACACUUGUUUUGUGUCAAAUUUAGUAUUUUUCCUUCAUUUUAGAGUGAGUUUCUGAUAAGGCCAGUGUCAGAUCACAAUGAAAUAAAAUGGCAUUUUGAACCAAAAAGCAUGACCAACACUUAGAAUAAAUGUCCUGUUACAGUGCAGGGCUGUCCAUUGGACCAAUACAGACACCAUACUCAUCCUUGUUGUAGCUUGAAAUCUGCUAGUUUUGGACCUCAGGGCACCAGGCUCAUAAUUGGAGUUUAAUUUAUUUCCUCAGCUGGUGACCGCUGUGGAGAAAAUUGAAUUGCCUAUAUCAUCCCAGGCUUCAGCAAAUUACAGUCUGUUUGAGAGGUAAUUUAAACAUGUGAAAAAUAGCAUAUAGUCCAAUUAUAAUGUUAGUUUUACUCUCCAGCAAAUACUGUAUUUUGAUUCUCCAUGUCACACCCUGAUCUGUUUCACCUGUUUUAUGCUUGUCCCCCCCCAGGUCUCUCCCAUUUGUCCCCAUUAUCCCCUGUGUAUUUAUACAAGUGUUCUCUGUUUGUCUGUUGCCAGUUAGUCUUGUCAGCGUGUUUUUCCCUGUUUGAGUCGCUGUUUUCUAGUCUUCCCGGUUCUGACUGCUCUGACCCUGCCUGCCGUUCUGUACCUCAUUGACUCUGCCCUGGAUUACUGACCUCUACCUGCCCCCUUGUAUAAUAAAUAUUAUGAGAACUGUA